AUGCUCCGCCUUUUCACCCUACUAUGGCUGGUUUGCAAUAGUUGGAUCAGCAUUGUAUGGGCUCGUUUGGAAAAGCCGUUCGUUCCCAACACGUACCUGGUCGAAUUUGAAUCAAAAACGAAUGUCACGGAUCAACUGACUUCAUUCAAUAUAACACAUCGUGUCCGCCAUGCAUUUGAGCAUAUGAAUGCUGUAUCGUUAUCCUUUAAUACUUCUCAAGACGCUUCUCAGUUUUUCAACGUUGCCAGAUCCAAAGUGAAACGAACUUGGCCAGUGACUGCAGUUGCUCGACCCAAUGCUAAAGAGUUGCAAGUCGGGAAAAGCCAGUUCCCUAACUUGUUCAGUCACUAUCACGCUACGGGUGUGAGCAAAGUCCGUGAAGAAUUAGGAAUGACGGGCAAAGGGAUCAAAGUAGGCAUUGUUGAUACAGGUAUCGACUAUACUCAUCCUGCACUUGGUGGAUGCUUUGGUCCAGAGUGUCGUGUUGCGUACGGAAAGGAUUUUGUUGGAAACGACUAUACUGGCGAAGGUGAACCAAUACCCACUUCAGAUCCACGCGAUUGUAAUGGUCAUGGAACGCAUGUUGCAGGAAUUAUUGGCGCGAAUGAUACCGAGUUCAAUUUCACUGGAGUAGCUCCAGAUGUUAUCUUUGGCGCUUAUCGCGUAUUUGGUUGCGAUGGAAGUAGUGCGGACGACGUGAUUAUGAAAGCCAUGGAACAGGCUUACGAGGAUGGCAUGGAUGUGAUCAAUUUAUCCCUGGGCGAUAUUGGUUGGCCUGAUUCCCCAUCAUCGGUACUUGCUGAUAUCCUUACUUUGAAAGGAAUGAUCGUCAUUGCUGCAGCAGGAAACGAAGGUGGAAAAGGUAUAUUUGAAGUCGGCGCACCAUCCUUGGGACGAAAUGUUGUCUCUGUAGCAAGUACGGAUAAUACGCAAGCGCUAGCGCAUUCAAUCCAAUUUGGGGAUCAAACAAUAGGAUAUGCGACCGCUUCUGGAGACCCAUUUCCCAUCGAUGAAGCUGAAAUUGUCACCAUAUCCGACACAUUUUUAUCUGAAAAUGAUGCCUGUGCGCCAUUGACAAACAUAAACUUGUUGGGAAAAAUUGCUUUGAUUGGGCGAGGUGGAUGCUACUUUUCUGAUAAAGUGUUAAAUGUCCAGUCAGCAGGCGCAUUAGGAGCCAUUGUAUAUAAUAACGAGCCCGGCUUGAUCACGCCGUCAACCAUCGAACCUUUCCUUCUUAGCUGCGGCGGUGUAUCUAAAGAUCACGGCGAGCUGUUAUUUAAUUAUGUCCAAAACAACCCUGGGUCGAUAUACCGAUUUUCAAAUGAGGACAUUAGCUUUCCAAUUGACACUGCAGGGACAAUGAGUGCCUUCAGCUCUUGGGGACUUGCGCCCGACUUGAGCAUCAAACCGGAUCUCAGUGCACCUGGAGGUCAAAUAUAUUCAACGUUCCCAACAAACCGAGGCAGCUAUGCAACAUUAAGCGGAACAAGCAUGGCUAGCCCACAUGUCGCAGGGAUUGUUGCUUUGCUUCAACAGGCACGAGGAGGCAGUCGAAGCAUUAGCGUCAGCGAUUUACGAUCCGCGCUGAUCAGCAGCAGUGUUCCCUUUAACAUUUACAACACCACAGCGUUAGAUUCUGUCGCCCGGCAAGGUGGCGGGCUAAUCGAUGCAUAUCGCGCUCUGCGGAUAACUACCAAAGUAUCCCCGCAACAGUUGCAGCUCGGUGACCUGGCACAUGCCUCGCCCAACAAUGAAUACACAUUUACGAUCCAUAACAACGGUCGCAUGGCUGCCGACUAUACCAUUACCCACCGUGCAUCCGGAACAGCCCAAGGUUACAAGAAUAAGGAUCUUAUUGGUAGUCAAAUCCCAAUGAAAAAACCAGAUUUGCUUCUCGGUCAUCAAGUAGAAGCAAUCAUUGAAAGCAUAACACCUGAAAAGGUGACGGUCCCUAUUAAUGGAGCAAGCAACGUAACUGUUCGUAUUAAACCUCCAGAGAACUAUACCGUCAUGCCGCCAUCUAUCUAUUCUGGAUUUUUCGUGGUGACCAAGGACAACGAUCCGUACGAUAUUUUGCAUGUUCCAUACGCUGGUCUCACAUCCACAUUAGGCGAUCUUCCUGUGCUGUACAUUAACGAAACAAUGCCAGAGGUGCUUGUAAAUCGCGUAGUCGGACCGCUUUCACCUGCUUUAAUCAGGCUCCAGUUGAUCCAUCCCUCACCUUUAGUCCUAGUUACUGCGCUCGACGAAUUCGAUCGCCCCGUCGGCAUCAUCCCUGGCGGAUAUUGGUCUUUUGUGGGCCGACACGAUAUAGGCAAUAACAAUGAUGCGCUUAUGAUGACUUGGAAUGGUGAUAUUGCUGCUACCCCUGAGCAAGCCAUGGCUGUACAAAGCAAAUCAUCGUCCACCACAGUCGAUCUUGCAGUCAAUUAUCCAGCACUUUUCCGCGCAAUGGACCAUCAUGACAUUGAAACGGAACAGCAAGAAGAUCGUGACGGGAGCGAUGAUACGGCUAAUUUGGAGUACCAUUCUCAGUCGAUUAAGCUUCCAGGCAAGCCUUUGCCAAGAGGAGUGUACAAACUGAAAGUGAUGGUUUUGCAUGCUUUUGGUGAUUAUCAAAAUAUGGCAGACUAUGACACAUGGACUUCGCAAAGUAUAUAUGUAGCGUAG
Molecule: messenger RNA, 2670 nt
Organism: Zychaea mexicana
Lineage: Eukaryota; Fungi; Mucoromycota; Mucoromycetes; Mucorales; Lichtheimiaceae
Product: peptidase S8/S53 domain-containing protein
Exons: 11
Coding region: 1-2670 (889 amino acids)
Biological process (GO): proteolysis
Cellular component (GO): cell wall; cytosol; membrane
Molecular function (GO): tripeptidyl-peptidase activity; serine-type endopeptidase activity
Source: RefSeq, a predicted model, not a curated record